This is a messenger RNA of Chlorella variabilis, 360 nucleotides long. RefSeq lists its product as hypothetical. The coding region runs from base 1 to 360 and encodes 119 amino acids. Lineage: Eukaryota; Viridiplantae; Chlorophyta; Trebouxiophyceae; Chlorellales; Chlorellaceae. Gene Ontology annotation, molecular function: oxidoreductase activity. The record is from RefSeq and is a predicted model, not a curated record. The transcript is spliced from 3 exons.
AUGGCGGCGGCGCUGGAGCAGCAGACCGACGCGGAGGUGGUGGGGGAGGGCCUGGCAGUGCUGCGCCAGCUGUACGGCGCCGCCGUGCCCGACCCCAUCCAGGUCACCGUCACGCGCUGGGCAGCCGACCCCUUCUCCCGCGGCUCCUACUCCUUCUUCGCCGUGGGCAACCCCAAGAGCAUCACCGCCGAGCUGGAGGCCCCCGUGGGCCGCCUGCUGUUUGCCGGGGAGGCCACCAGCGACAAGCCCGCCACCGUGCUGGGCGCCUAUCUGAGCGGGCUGCGCGAGGCGAAGCGUGUGCUGGGUCUGCUGGGGGUGGACGGCGGUUAUGCCUCCCCCGCCGCCGAGGCCUCCAUCUAG